Molecule: messenger RNA, 2278 nt
Organism: Thamnophis elegans (Western terrestrial garter snake)
Lineage: Eukaryota; Metazoa; Chordata; Lepidosauria; Squamata; Natricidae
Gene: TMEM123
Product: transmembrane protein 123
Exons: 5
Coding region: 267-809 (180 amino acids)
Cellular component (GO): cytoplasmic vesicle
Source: RefSeq, a predicted model, not a curated record
CCACGGCUCGCCUCCCGGUGCCCCCCCUCCCUUUACCCAAAACGGGGACCUGCCGUCCCGCCUCCUUUGCCCUGCAUCACGUGGGAAGCUCGCCCCGGGGUCCUAACUGGAGCAGCUGCGCCUUGGAGGGGGGAAGUGCCGCGCGGAAGAGUGAAAAGCGUGGGUAGUAGGAGUUCCUCUUCGCGGGCGCUUCAACAACUGGAGGGCAAUCGCGGCUCCGGAUUCCAGCUGUUGGGAGGAACUUACUUUUCCCCUCCGAGGCCACCAUGGACCUGAGGUUGCUGCCGUGGCUGGUGCUCCUUGCCCCUUUCUGCCUUUCGGGGUCCCAGGAAGGAAAUGGCACCAAUACCUCUCCUGAACAAAUUACCACGACAACAAUAAGUAAUGCUUCAGCAACAGCAAAGACCUUGACUGUUAACAAUACCACCCCAAAAUCAGUGAAAACCACGGCUCAACCCGAAGUGACUUCUAAGAUCCCAGCAGCCACCAACAAGACCAUCCCUGCUGCACCAUCUACCGUUGUCUCCCCAACAGACAAACCUAUACCGCCUGCCAGUACAAAGCAUUCUCCAACUGAAUCUGGGACCAAGAAGACCGCUGCAGUUCCCGUAACUAAGCCAUCAUCCACUUUGGCCUCAGAAGCUUCAGCAAUUCAAGGCAACUCAUCAGGGUUCAGCGCCGGCAGCUUCAUUGGUGGCAUUGUGUUGACUCUGGGAAUUCUCGCCUUUGGCUAUGUUGGAUGCAGAUUCUAUCACACAAAAAGAGGUGUUCAGUAUCGAACCAUUGAUGAACAUGAUGCCAUUAUUUAAAGCCUGUGCUGAAAAGACAAACAUCCACGCCUGUUACUCCUGCUUUUAGGAACAUUUUCUCUCUCGGAAAAUAUUAUCUGAUCUGAUAUUGACUGUUUUGUCUCUUUUGACAUGCAUUGAUCUGCAAAUCUGGAGAACUCCACAAGGACUUUGCAUAUUCAGAGUAUCUUCAAUGAAGCAUUUCAAGGAAUUGAAAUUAUACCUGGUUUUAAUCACUCUCUUUUGAAAGCCUUUAAAGUGAGCAUUGUUUGCUUUUUAGCUCUUUUCUACAGAGGAUUGGAGAGGACAAGUCCACAACAGAAUGCAACUUCAAGUGUUGGAUCCUGAAACUUUUUGUUUUAUUCCCCAGUCUUUUCAUUCAGGAAAACAGAUCAGACAUUGCUAGAGAAAUAAGAGUAACCCUUUCCACAGAAGUCACAAAAACAGUAUUUCCAGAUCAACUGUGUAAGAUUUUUGGAAUAUCAUUGGAAUAUUGUUUCCUUAACAAUCUGAGGGAAACUCAAAUAUUCUACAGGUAGCCCUUGACUUAACAGUUUGUUCAGUAACUGUUCGAAGUUACAACAACACUGAAAAUAGUGACUUAUGAUCAUUUUUCAUACUCAGACGUGUGAAAAACACAUCCAGACAUUUGGCAACUAUCUCAAAUUUAUGACUGUUGCACUGUCCUGGAUCACAUGAUCAACUUUUGUAAUCUUCUGGCAAGCAACAUCAAUGGGAAAAGUAGAUUCACAUAAAACCAUGUUACUUACUGAACAGCUGCAACAAUUCACUUAACAGCUGUGGCAAGAAAGGUUGUAAAAUGGGGCAAAAUUCACUUAACAAAUGUCUCCCUUAGUAACAGAAAAUUUGGGGCUCAAUCGUAAGUCGAGGACUACCUGUAUUGGCCUUGUUGAAUAUUUAAGAAGUUUUAUUUUUUACUUUGCGAUUCCAAAAAAACCAAAACAGAUAGGAGUGCAAAAAAUGAAUUAGAAGCUUUUGAGGUGGAGGGAUUUCAUUGUAUUUUUUGAAAACAUGAUAAACAUUUUAAGACAUCUGAAUAGGACUGUCUUGAAGAAGAUUCAUAUAAAAUUGGUGUCUUCGGGUUUUUUUUUCCUGGAAAGGAAAGCCAAUUUCUUCCCAUUUGAAGGCAUUAUGAAAUCAUUCAUUUCAGGUCCAUCUAGUGAAGGGCUGUCAAACUCCCGGUCCGUGGGCCAGAUGUGUCAAGUGCUGGCCACACCCAUGCCCGGUUUAACGAAGGGGAGAAAAGUCCCGCUAUGUCAUCUGAUGCCGCGAGUUUGAUAUCCCUGAUCUAGUGGGAUUCGUUCUGUUUGAAGUCACCAUAUCAAAAAAUUCACCAGAUUGUAUGAGUUAGCUCUUAGACAAGAGGCUGUGUGACUUAUCUGUUAAAUGCAGAUAAUUGUGUAGUUAUUCAUUGUCCGUAUUUACACUUUCACAGAGAAACUGAUUAAAGAAUAAACAUCCAGAACAUU